Messenger RNA from Notechis scutatus (mainland tiger snake), 1340 nucleotides. The record is from RefSeq and is a predicted model, not a curated record. Lineage: Eukaryota; Metazoa; Chordata; Lepidosauria; Squamata; Elapidae.
CCCGACCCGGCGUGAGAAAAAGCGGACCGCAGAGCUGGGGCGGAAUUCCAGCCGAGCAGCAACUUCCGGAAAGCUGGGUGCAUCGUCAGAAACGUACCUGUGUGGAAACACCGCCCGAGGAGAAAGGUAUGCUGGUUCUAUCCUGCCAGGUAUGCCCCUCCGAGCUUCCGAGCCAGCCCAUGCCAUUCAGUGUUAUCACUUCACUUUCAGAGUGUGUCAACACACCUGCAGACACAAGAACAACGCUGCAAUUCUAAAAUGAUCCAAGCCACCGGCCGGAGGGAUCCUGAAGUUUCAGCUAGUGACAGAAAAGAUGAAGAUGACGAUGACACGAUAAUAAAUCUGCAAUUGUUUCCAUAUUCAGAAGCUGGGGAUGAUUCAAAUGAUGGGAUCCUGAAGCGUUCCAGCACUCUGACAAAUCGCCAGCGUGGCAAUGAAGUGUCUGCCUUGCCGGCCACUUUGGAUACUCUGUCCAUUCACCAGCUUGCAGCUCAGGGUGAACUGAACCUGUUAAAGGAAAACCUCCGAAAAGGUGAGAACCUACUGAACAAGCCAGAUGAGCGAGGAUUCACCCCUCUGAUGUGGGCCUCGGCUUUUGGAGAGAUUGAAACCGUCCGCAGCAUGCUAGAAUGGGGUGCAGAUCCCCACAUCCUCGCUAAGGAGCGAGAGAGUGCCUUGUCUCUCGCCAGCACAGGAGGAUACACGGGCAUUGUCACCUUGCUGUUGGAGAAGGCCGUGGACAUCAACACCUAUGAUUGGAAUGGUGGGACUCCGCUGCUUUAUGCUGUACGGGGCAAUCACGUGAAAUGCGUUGAGGCCUUGUUAGCCCGCGGCGCAGACCUUACCACCGAAGCAGAUUCUGGCUAUACUCCAAUGGACCUCGCGGUGGCUUUGGGUCAUAAAAAGGUCCAGCAAGUGAUUGAAAAACACAUUCUCAAGUUAUUGCGGAACAAGGAAAGAAAUGACAAAAGGGAAGAGUCCAAGUGAUGAAUAGCUCCGUUUUCUCCUCCGGAAUCGAAGAAGUGGAUGGAAGGGGGUCUUUGAGACAGGCACCUUCCAUGCCAGCCUACAGAGAUGGUGCGGAACUGGGCAUUUUCAGACAACAGGGUACAGAAAGAAGCACCUGAGUUUUUUCCAAAAGAAACUCUGCCUUCUUGACUUCAGUGGCUUACAGGAUCCCGAUAUCAAGCCUACUUUCUUCUCAAGGAAUUGCUAAUUUACCUGCUCCUGCAGAUUUAUGGAAACUUCUCCUGAAUGCCAUACCAUACAUUUUGGGGGUUGAGGGGGUGGGGGAGGAAACUGUAUUGAGCAGAACCUUCCUUUAGGUCAGGAGCCUCCAA